Molecule: messenger RNA, 2865 nt
Organism: Debaryomyces fabryi
Lineage: Eukaryota; Fungi; Ascomycota; Pichiomycetes; Serinales; Debaryomycetaceae
Gene: MTR10
Product: Mtr10p
Exons: 1
Coding region: 1-2865 (954 amino acids)
Biological process (GO): protein import into nucleus
Cellular component (GO): nuclear membrane; cytoplasm
Molecular function (GO): small GTPase binding
Source: RefSeq, a predicted model, not a curated record
AUGUCUGGAACUGAAUCACUAAACCAAGUUCAACAUGCCUUGAGCACGAUGUAUUCAAAUGCGUCGCAUGCAGACAAAAAGCAAGCCACCAGGUUUUUAGAAUCAUUUCAAAAAUCGCAAGAAGCAUGGGAAUUAACCCAUCAAAUCAUAAGCAAUAGUGGGGAAUCGAUACAGUUCAGGCUCUUUGCGGCACAGACGUUAAGGUCAAAGAUUACGUACGAUUUGCAUCAAGUUUCUGAAGCUAACUUGGAGCAAUUAAAGGACUCGAUCAUCGAGCUAAUUACGAAAUAUCCAGACCACUCGGGAAGAAUAGUAAGAACACAGUUGUGUAUUUCGUUGUCGCAGCUUGCGUUACAAUACUUAACGUGGAAGGGUGCAAUGACGGAGAUCAUUUCGAAGUUAUCUGCGGAUCAGACUACCAUUCCAUGCUUAUUGGACUUUUUAAAGAUCUUACCAGAGGAAUUAUCAGACGUUAAGAAAACUUCAUUGACCGAUGAAGAAUUCAAUGUAAGAACUCAAGAGUUGAUAACCAGUAAUGUGGAACAAGUGUUAUUGAUUUUGCAAAAAUUGACGGAAUCAUCGAACUCAAAGGAAGUGAACACUUUGAUCUUGGACUGCUUGAAUAGUUGGAUUAAGGAAUGUCCUAUCGAAACCAUCUUACAAAUCAAUUCAUUGACGAAUUUGAUUUUCCAAUCUUUAACUGACGAUCAAACCUUUGACCAAUCAAUUGAAUGUCUUUGUACAAUAAUGAGAGAAACAAGAGACAUCGAGAAUCACGAAUUGAUUGACGCAUUGUAUCAACAACUUAUACAAUUGAAUACAUACAUGACUUCAAAUAAGGAAAAAUUAGAAGACCCUGAAACUUUCAGUGGCUUAACAAGACUUUAUGUUGAAGCAAGUGAAUCGUGGCAUGUAUUAAUUGCAAAAAACCCUAAGCAUUUCAAACCAUUGGUUGAGAUCUUACUCGAAUGCUGUAAAUAUGAAGAAGAUCUUGAUGUGGUAAAGUAUACAUUUUACUUCUGGCAUCUUUUAAAGCAAAUAAUCACUAUACCUAAAUUUCAGGACUCGAAAUUGGAAUUUCAAGAUGUUUACAGCAAGCUAAUUUCAAUUAUAAUUAAGCACCUAACAUACCCUAUUGUGGCAGAUGAUGAUAACUUAUUUGACGGUGACAGAGAACAAGAAGACAAGUUUAAAGAAUUCCGUUACGAAAUGGGUGAUGUCUUGAAGGAUUGUUGUGCGGUAGCUGGACCAACUAUUUCGUUGAACAUUCCAUUUCAACAAAUUCAAACUAUUUUGAGCUCCAAUGCUAAUGAAACUAGAUGGCAAUAUUUGGAGGCACCGUUAUUCUCAAUGAGAGCAAUGGCGAAAGAGGUUCCCUUAAAAGAAAAAACUAUUUUACCAACAAUAAUGAAUUUUUUGAUCCAAUUGCCAGAACAUGCCAAGAUAAGAUAUGCAGCCACUUUGGUAUUAGGUCGUUACACUGAGUGGACAUCGAAGAAUCCAGAAUUUUUAGAACCUCAAUUAAACUACAUUAUUAAGGGUUUUGAAGUAGCGAAUAAUACUAAUAACAAAGAUAUUAUCAUCGCUGCUUCUCACGCUUUGAUGUAUUUCUGUCAAGAUUGUUCCUCCUUAUUGGUUAAUUAUUUGGAACAAUUAUACAUGUUAUACGGACAGGUUAGAGAACAGUUAGACAUUGAGUCAGCGUAUGAAUUAGUAGAUGGGUUGGCACAUGUCAUAAAACAAAUUCCAUCAGAGAAUUUGUAUCAGACUUGCGAAAUGUUUUGGAAACCUACUUUAUCUAAUUUAUCCACGUUAUCAGGUAGCGGUAAUACUAACGAUGAAAGUGUCAAUGUGUUAAUUGCUGACCAGGUAGAAAUUUUAACAACUUUCAUUGGAGUAUUAAGGUGCUCUGAUUAUGAAAAGCCUGAUUAUCCUAUCUGUACUUUAUUCAUAAAAGAGGUUUGGCCUGCGGCUUCAAGUAUAUUACUGAACUAUGGGAACUCUUUAAAAGUCAGCGAAAGAAUAUUAAAGCUAAUUAAAAGUGCAAUUCAAUCAUUCAGCACUUAUUUAACUCCAGUUUUAUCGGAUAUUGCUAAUAUUUUACACCAUGGUUUCAAGCAAACUAAGUUCGGGUGUUAUUUAUGGGUAUCGGGAAUAUUAAUUAGAGAAUUCGGUGAUGAGUACUCUUCAGACGAUAUCAAGGAAUCAGUUUAUCAAUUCGGUUUAUCCCAGUGCUCUCUAUUUUUUGAGUUAAUAAAAUGCGAGAAUGAUUUGAAGAAUAUUCCUGAUGUUGUUGAGGAUUUCUUUAGAAUGAUGAAUGAUUUAUUAAUGUUCUAUCCAUUCAAGAUAAUACCGAACAUGGAUUUACUCAAAUCAACAAUAGAAGCCAGUAUCGCCACACUUAGCUCUCUCGAACAAUUUGAACCACUUGUGUCGUGUUUACAUUUCCUCAUUGACUUUAUUUCAUGGGGAUUGCCUAGUCCACCUAUAUCAUUUUUCGACGAGAAUCCACAACAUAUCCAAGAUACAGUUAAACAAUUUUUGGUUAUGAAUGAUAAUGGAGGUAAUUUAAUUAAAGUUGUGCUAGAUGGACUUAUAUUCACUUUCCAUAACGAUAUUCAACAGGAUGCAAAUGAUUUGCUAUUAAAAAUCUUAAUUGUGGUGCCCGACUACUCUAUUGCCAUAAGCUGGUUAACGAACGUAGUUAAAAGCUUACCUAAUGUGAAUGAAAAAGAAGUAGAAAAACUUAUCAAUACUGUUAGUGUUGCAUUACCAAAUAAAGAUAACAGAAGGAUUAGGUCCUCGCUCAGAGACUUUGUUAAUUGGUAUUCUAGAAAAAAUGUCACUCCCAGGGCGGAAUUCUAA